UGGGGGGAGGGAGCGCACAACGUGCGCGCGCCCUCUCCCUCCUCCACUGCUGCCGCCUCCUUCUUCUGCCGCUCCUGGUGCUGCUUGUGUGCUCGUUCGGUGCGGACCUGGUACCUCUUUUGUGAAGCGGCAGCUGAGGAGACUCCGGCGCUCGCCAUGGCCGACGAAAAGCCCAAGGAAGGAGUCAAGACUGAGAACAACGAUCAUAUUAAUUUGAAGGUGGCGGGGCAGGAUGGUUCUGUGGUGCAGUUUAAGAUUAAGAGGCAUACACCACUUAGUAAACUAAUGAAAGCCUAUUGUGAACGACAGGGUUUGUCAAUGAGGCAGAUCAGAUUCCGAUUUGACGGGCAGCCAAUCAAUGAAACAGACACACCUGCACAGUUGGAAAUGGAGGAUGAAGAUACAAUUGAUGUGUUCCAGCAGCAGACAGGAGGUGUCUACUAAAAAGGGAACCUGCUACUUUACUCCAGAAUUCUGUUCCUCCAGACCAAGAAGACAUUCUCAAUUAGAAAACUGCAAUUUGGUUCCACCACAUCCUGACUACUACAGUAUAGUUUCUCUAUUCUUUCAUUUUCCCCUUCCCCAUUCCUUUAUUGUACAUAAAGUAACUGGUGUAUGUGCACAAGCAUAUUGCAUUUUUUUUUUUUAACUAAAUGGCCAACGGUAUGUUUUGAUCGACAUCAAAUGGAGAUGGAAUGGGGAAAAAUACUGGUUCUGUGAAGAUACCCCCUUUUCUCCAUUAGUGGCAUGCUCAUCAGCUCUUAUCUUUAUAUUCCAGUAAGUUAUUUUGCUCUCACUGUUUAACAAAAAAAGAACAACAUAAAAAUUCUUGCAUACCUUGUUCGAUUGGAGAAUUUUAAUGUUUUUCAUUUAUCAUUGUAAAACCAAGGACAAUUUUAUAACUUUUUUGUACGUAGCUGUUACAUGUAGGGCAAUCUGUCUUUAAGUAGGGAUAAAUUACUCUAAAAGAAAUGAAUCCUAGAUAGUUUUCCCUUCAAGUCAAGCGUCUUGUUGUUUAAAUAAACUUCUUGUUUAAAAUGA
Globicephala melas (long-finned pilot whale) is the source of this 1041-nucleotide messenger RNA. It is a transcript of the gene SUMO2, whose product is annotated as small ubiquitin like modifier 2. The record is from RefSeq and is a predicted model, not a curated record. Gene Ontology annotation, biological process: protein sumoylation. Gene Ontology annotation, cellular component: nucleus. NCBI's taxonomy places the organism in Eukaryota, Metazoa, Chordata, Mammalia, Artiodactyla, Delphinidae. Gene Ontology annotation, molecular function: protein tag activity; ubiquitin-like protein ligase binding.